UGCUGCUCAUUUCAUCGUUGCGUUGGUGCUCUCUGGCUCCGUUCUCUGAUCCCUCCCGAGCCUUUACUACUUCGACCUCUGUGCGUGCGUGUGUUUGUGUCGCGAUCUCCGAUCUGCCAGGUGCUUAUCCUUCCGCCCCCCGCCGGUGUUCGGAUACUGCCCAGCCGAAGUAACAGAGUUGCUGAGCAAACACUGCUGACUGUCAAGCUUUUCGAGUAGGGAACUCGCAAAAUGCAGACAUCGAGGGCAAGACUAUUCAAGGAAUACAAAGAGGUGCAGCGAGAGAAAGGAGCUGAUCCAGAUAUUCAAUUAGUUUGUGAUGAUUCAAAUAUUUUUAAGUGGACUGCACUUAUCAAGGGACCAUCUGACACUCCUUUCGAAGGUGGCGUCUUCCAACUUGCCUUUGCCAUUCCCGAGCAGUAUCCUUUGCAACCACCUCAAGUGCGUUUUUUAACAAAGAUAUUUCACCCAAAUGUGCACUUCAAGACAGGAGAGAUAUGCCUUGAUAUUUUGAAGAAUGCAUGGAGUCCUGCAUGGACUCUUCAGUCUGUUUGCAGGGCUAUAAUAGCCUUGAUGGCCCAUCCUGAACCUGAUAGUCCGCUAAACUGCGACUCAGGCAAUCUUCUUCGAUCGGGUGAUAUAAGAGGCUACCAGUCCAUGGCGAGGAUGUACACUAGACUCGCGGCCAUGCCGAAGAAAGGAUGACCUACUGCAGUCUCAGGUUGUUUGAGAUAUACAUAUAUGCAGGGCAUGCUUUCCAUGUGUAAUGUACUGUAUUAUACGACAGAAAAUGCAAACUAAAAUCAGAUCUUCAUGUGGUACUUCGCUUCACUUGCAAAACAGUUGUUCAUUGAAAUAAUAUCCAUAUCAUGUCCUCUUUGCUCUUGAAUUAGAAAUAUUGGUGCCCUUGUUUGUAUUA
Punica granatum (pomegranate) is the source of this 919-nucleotide messenger RNA. The record is from RefSeq and is a predicted model, not a curated record. NCBI's taxonomy places the organism in Eukaryota, Viridiplantae, Streptophyta, Magnoliopsida, Myrtales, Lythraceae.